GCAGUUUGGUUUGACUGGAAACUUCAGGCUUCAGUACAGAGACAUUGAAUUUGAUAACGAGUUUGUGAACUUGACACUGCCUUCAGAAAUCAAAGACAAGUCCACAGUUAAAGUUGUUUACUUGCCAGUUGAGUCGGAUGAAGUCUCUCUCAAUGCCACACCCCGGGAAAGAGAUGACUGUUCCACCCCAUGUUCACUAGCUGAUACAGACAUUCUUUCUUCUGCUGAAUCUACCUCCUCAGAUUCUUCACUGAGAUCACAACCAUGGCCCUUGAAAUUCCAAAUACCCGAGUUUAGUUAUGAGGUGCAGUUUCAGUUAGAACAAGGAAACCAAGCCUUCCUUAACAAUGGUACUCUUCUGCAUCCAAGUACCAAACUCAAAUCUGAUAUAUUGCAAAGUUUGGCAUCAGAAAUGGCCAAAUACAAAAUCUAUCCUUCCAGCGCAGAAUUUGAUAAUGUAGCGGAGGCCCUGAUAACAAAAUAUCCAUGCUUAAAGGAGCAAGGUUCAGUCACUGGCUAUUAUGGAUGGAAAAUCAGCCUGAAAUACAAAAUGGCAAACUAUCGAACCAGACUAAGGAACAUCGGCUGCCAAGAGCUGACCAUUAAUUCAGUGAAAGAAAAGAGAAGUGGCAUGGGUCCAGGUCCCAACCAGGUGAAGAAGCCACGGAAGGCAGAAGUCAACUUCUGUCCGGAUUAUCCACCAGGUGAAACUAAAGAGAGCCUUGAGGAAGAAAGGAAAGCUCUUCUACUAGAGGUCAAAAAGAAGAAUAAUGAUCAACUAAUAAAAAGAAAAAUGGAAAAAACCUUUGCCUACCGAAGACAGGAAAUCAUCAAAGACAUGCCAUUCAUUGCAGAGGUCAAAAACAGAUGGCCUGCCCUGUUUUCAGAGACUGAGGUUGUUGCAGAGUUCACCCGCAUCACCAUGGUCCCUUUGUUGUCGACUUUCAUGUCCAAGCUGGACAGCUAUGCUGACCACCUUCUUAGAGUGUUCAAAAAGAAGGGGGGGACAGCUAAACGCAAUAUCAACUUAAUCUUGGCAGCCAUGGAUGGGAAUCCCAGCGUUGAUGUUCGACGGGAAUGCAUUCUGAAAGCUGUCUGUGUCUACUUAAAUGAAAAGCCAGAUGACCUGUUCAAGGAAUUCUUGGAUGUGGAUCUUGGUGCAAGCAGAGAAACGGAGCAGCUGACUUUGGGAGUCUAUGUUGUCAGACAUGAAGGAGCAGACUCUGCAGAUACACCUGAGGACAUUGGUGUCAUCAUAGGAUGCACUGUGCUGCAAGCUCUUAGUGAUGUGGCAAAGGGUUGUGCCCUCCUGCUUGGACUAAUCUACAGUCUAAAUCUGAGCUACCCAAAGCACCUGAAAUACACAUUUGAAUUUCUUCAGAAGGUGCUGAUGGAGUUGGAUGGGAACAACCUAUCCAUGAAGGUGCAGGUUCUGAAAAACAAACUGCUUGAGUGAAACAGCCUGCACUGAACUAUAGAGGACACUGAACUUUAAGGUUCUCGAACCCUUCUCCUUGCACUUCAUAAACUGUUCAGUUUGAAUUGCUGCAAGAACUUCUGCAAGCCUUUCACUUUUCUGCGUUCUUUGUUCUUGAAUCUUUACCAACAUCCAACUACACUGAAAAAGACUGCUCCUAACUUUGGACUUCAGUUUAAGUUUUGCAGCAAAGGUUAUUUUUCUAAAUAUGGACAAAAAUGACACUAAAGUAAUUUCUACCUGCUGUUUGCAGGGCUGUAUUGUGGGAUUUUCAUUGUAGCCCAGUCAAGUUUAAAAUAAGUCAUGUU
Messenger RNA from Pelmatolapia mariae (spotted tilapia), 1785 nucleotides. RefSeq lists its product as uncharacterized. The coding region runs from base 413 to 1456 and encodes 347 amino acids. The record is from RefSeq and is a predicted model, not a curated record. NCBI's taxonomy places the organism in Eukaryota, Metazoa, Chordata, Actinopteri, Cichliformes, Cichlidae. The transcript has 4 exons.